Messenger RNA from Cylindrotheca closterium, 1557 nucleotides. The record is from the annotation of a GenBank genome assembly. Lineage: Eukaryota; Bacillariophyta; Bacillariophyceae; Bacillariales; Bacillariaceae.
AUGUGGCACGUCUACGUGAGAGCAAGACACGCCAAGCGGGUGGACCGGGCAUUACGCCUGUGGCUUCACCCCUCGACUCCAAAGAAAGAUUUUCCGUGGUGCGCCGUCACCCACUACAUCAGCGAUUGGAAGGCAGCUCAAAAUGGGAUAAUCAGUGUCAAGGCCGUUGGUCCAGUGAAGGAUGAGAAUCUGACCAUGAUUUCGAAGCACAACGAUUUUGUUGAACUUACCCAGGCCAAGUACUGCCCAGUCGAGAUCCCAGGAAUGCUUAAACAGGCGACCACAAAAGACUUUGGCCCUCGCACCUGUUUGUCCAUGUUCCUCUCGGUCAAGGCACGGCCAUUGCACGCUGAUAAAGUUGCUGCUGCCAAUGUGGACACCGAUUCCGACUCUGACGAUUCUCUCCUUGAUGACAUCUCUCACAAAAUUACAAAAGUGACGACCAAAGGGAAGACGAAGAUAAAGAAGAAGGUCCCAAAAACUUCCAAGCAUUUGUCUCUUGAGAACGAGGGCCCUGUUCUGACACCAGCGCAACAGCGCCGAGCCCGAGAGUCGGAAAGGAAGCGAAAGAUGGACCUGGAGAAUAAUGUCCCAAGCCCGCUGUUCAUCAUGGUUCUACCUGGCGAAAUGGAAGGGACUUAUCUCUUCAUCAGCCGGUUGAAGUAUGCAGCCUUGGCAACAAAUGUUUUGAAAGGACUGGAACUUGUGUGGUGCUUGGAGACUCUACGGGCACGACCAGCCGACCAAACUCAACAGGGCGUUGACGAAGCCAUCGACUUUCUGGAUGGGUUUGGCUCUGAUCCCCUUGAUGUCGGUGAAGCAAAGUUGGAAUUUGAUAUGGAUAUGGCCGACGCUAAAGAUAUUGACGACGGAGCUACGGUCGCUGGCGCCAUGGAUGAGUUGCUGGAAAAGGAUAGUCAACUGGAGGCUGCUAUCACGGAGAUUGAAUUCAAGGACAAUCUCUUCUCCGAACAGAAUUCUGCUUUGGAGGCCGAACGAUUACGAUCUGAACAGUUGGCGCUCGAACUUGCCGCAAUGCGCUUACUACAACAGACAUCAGCAAGCCGCACGGAUCAGCCUACUCAGCUUGACGACAGUGGGCCUUCCAACAAGUCGCCUACGGAGGAGGAUAUUCCUCUCUCAGAACAGCCACACUCACCGUCCACUCCGGCACGAUCCAACCAGCCAGGUCCCCUCACCUCCCCACUGCCGGGAUCUCCUUCUCCGGCACCUGGGCCCAAGGCAAUGUUACCACCUCAGAGUGCUGUCACUCGCCCCAAAUCCUUUGUCGAGUCAGUGACUCCGGACCAAGCCCCGAGGACGGCACCUACAGCACGUCCUCCCAAGCGGGAUGGUUGUCCCACUGCAGAGUCUAUCACUCCGUCCUUGACUGACACUCAAGGUUCGGGGAGCCAAUCCGAUGCAUCUACCCCGUCGGUCUUCCCCAUCUUCCGCCACCCUCAACAGUCUCCUCCCUCCGUCCCGGUUAAGGGCAAGAAGGGUAAGAAGACACCAUUGGCCGGCCGUGGAGCUUCCCGCUCCACGGCAGGGCAAUGA